Messenger RNA from Malania oleifera, 1912 nucleotides. RefSeq names its product F-box/LRR-repeat protein At4g29420. The transcript has 2 exons. Bases 161 to 1492 code for a protein of 443 amino acids. Gene Ontology annotation, molecular function: protein binding. Lineage: Eukaryota; Viridiplantae; Streptophyta; Magnoliopsida; Santalales; Ximeniaceae. The record is from RefSeq and is a predicted model, not a curated record.
AAGAAACGGCUAAAAUGUUUCGUUUUGAUUACGUCGAAACGGAGGAAAUCAUGCGUUUCAGCACGGUAUUCGUGGACAACGAAACAACCAAAGAUCAGCCAUGGAAAAGUAACCCAACCCCCCCCCCCCCCUCUCUCUCUCUCUCUCUCUCUCUCUCUCCAUGGACGACCUACCUCCACCUCUGAUCCUCGACAUCCUCACCCGUCUGAGUGACUCCGCCGACCUCGCUCAUUGCAGAGCCGCUUCCAAAACCCUAAACGCCGUUGCCGGCGAUGUCCGUUCCGUCAACCUCCUCUGCACCUUCGACCGAUUCCUGAAAUUGCGAUCGCUGACAACCAAAACCAUGGUCACUCCAUUCAAGACCGUACUCAAGAACCUGGUCCUGAGCUCGAGGGACCUCGAAUCGGUGUCGGUCGGCGUGGACAGGCUCUUGCGAGGGAUCGAUUACGACGACGUUGAGGAUGAAUCCGACGAUCUGUAUCUUACCGACGUCGGAUUUGUGGCGGAGUGGUUGCCGCGAAUCGGGGAACGGUUAAGAUCGCUUUUGAUAUCGGAUUAUUGGGUCCAGUCGUGCUGGAGACGAUCCGAGGUUCUAUCCCUCAUUUCUUCGUGCUGCCAAAGUCUUCUUCAUUUGGAGUUGAAGAAUGCUUGGCUAUCUGUGGAUGGCCUGAAACCGAUGCUGUCGCUAACGAGUUUGACUCUUGAAUUCAUAAGACUGGAUGACGAGGACCUCAACAAAGUGAAUGAGUGUUUCCCAUCUCUGCAAGUUCUCAAUCUGAUAGGAGUUGGUGGUCUUAAAGAACCUAAUAUUCAUCUCCUGCACCUAAAAACUUGUCAGUGGACGGUCUCGAACGCUCCACUCUCUCUAACUAUACAUGCACCAAACCUUAUCGACUUGAAACUGAAAUGUGUGAAACCCAAGUUGCUUGUUCUCAAGACUCCAUUUUUGUCUAAACUUCAUCUUGUAAUUGAUGAGGCAGGCAAGUUUGAAGCAAAGGAAUUUCUUAAUUUGAAAACUCUUCAGCUUGAGUGUUCAAGUGUUUGCAGCCUUGCUAGUGCAUUUGCAUCUGGUAGAACAAUUAAGAAGCUAAUAGUGGAUUCACCGAAAUGGGCUGAACCAUUUAGCAUCAAGGACUUGUUUGAUGUUUUCCCAAGUGUGAUCUCUCUUACGUUGAACUCCGGAGCUUGGUUGGGAAUGGAGUCCUGUUAUCGCCAUGCAGGCUUGGAAGAUUGGAGCAGGAUGAAGAAUGUGAAAGAAAUUAUUGCUUAUGUUGUGGUGUAUGAUAUCCAAAGUACACUUGCCUUUAUUUUUUCUAUUUUGGACGCAUGCACCAAUUUGGUAGACAUUGCAUUGCUCAUCCACAGGGAAGUUGAUGCCGAUAUUACUAGCCGCCUCAUGUCAAAGUGCACCAGUCAUUGCCCAAGACUUAGAUGGAGGUGGGGAAUGUGGAAAGAGGGAAUGAAAUAUACUUGGUUCUCUGAUGUGAUAUAGUCAAAUUGUUGAGAGCUGCAGAAUAUUUUGGUUUAGGGGACAAGGGAUCUGAAAAUUUUAGCAUGGUAUCGACAAAUUCUGAAGCAGCCACUGCUGGUGAAGUGCAAGACUGCAAAACUGAUUUGAAUUUGGUUAACUUGGAAGAAUUCCAGAGACAGUUUCAGAGAGAUUUGAACCAUGAGAAGAAAGAAAAGUGCAUGGAAGGAAGACAGCUCUGUUCCAACUCUAAAGUCUUUACCCUUGGAAGGUUGUGUUUGUAUAUAUAUUACGAUAAUAUUGUUAAUGUUCUUGGAUUACGUAUAAAUGUGCUUUGUGUGCUCUCGGAGGGUUCCCGAUAAUAGGGUCUGCGUUUUCAUUUGUUGAUUUAUACAUUGAAGGGAUCGCCGGAAUGAAUGUAAUAUAAGUGCUUUCUUUUGGUUA